AUGUCAUGGAUACGGGUAGUGGUUGUCGGAGGCAAGGCGGAGGUGAAGGAAGUGCUUCUUCACCAUAGUUUCCGCAACACCCUUCAUGCUUCCUACCUGGCAAUCUAUGGCGAUGCACUAAAUGACUCGCCAUGUCAUUCCCGCCUCAGGAAGACCACUGCUGAAGAAGUGAGUGAAGUUUUGUUUGUGUACCGGCGGUGUCUGUACUGCAACAAGGGAGAGGCGGAUAUCCGGCUGCUUCCUCACUGGAACCUCUCAUUAUUCACUCAAACCAGUGAUCACUUAUUUCAUGAGCAGUUUCACAACUUUAUGGGACAUACGUUUCGGAUAUCAAGCUUAAACUACUUUCCUUACAUGGAUUAUAAGCGGGAUCGUGAUGGAGCAGGAACCACAGUGACUCCCAGUGACUGUCUGGACGCCAGACUUCUCUCUCUUUUUGCUGACAGACUCAAUUUUAGCUUUGACAUCCGCGAACAGCCUGAACGGUCUUAUGGUGCACUGACGAAUGGUGGUUUUACUGGGAUGGUCGGCCAACUACAGCGUGAAGAGACGGAUCUUUGUUUGCCCAUGGGACCACUUUCUGAGCGGGUCCCUGUGAUGGAGUUCCAGAGUGCAUACAAACUUGACGCGAUAACUAUUGUAUCCUUGAAACCCACUCUCUUGCCACAACACCUCUCGAUUCUAAGGCCAUUUUCACGUAAGUAAUAUAUA
Messenger RNA from Cherax quadricarinatus, 711 nucleotides. Its product is annotated as ionotropic receptor 21a-like. Gene Ontology annotation, molecular function: ligand-gated monoatomic ion channel activity. The record is from RefSeq and is a predicted model, not a curated record. Lineage: Eukaryota; Metazoa; Arthropoda; Malacostraca; Decapoda; Parastacidae. Gene Ontology annotation, cellular component: membrane.